GUUGCAGAAGGCAAUGGGACAACAUCACGUGCUGGCCUGAAGCAGAGGUGGGAGAAAUUGUGGUACGGCCAUGUCCAAAGUACUUCAGAUUCCUCACCACUUUUCUCGGGAACGUGACCAGGAAUUGUACAAGCCAAGGCUGGACAGAUGUGUACCCUGCGCCGUAUGCCGUAGCUUGUGGAUACGAUUCCAACAGCACUCCAGGGGAAGAGCAAACGGCGUUCUAUGGCACAGUCAAGACCGGCUACACCAUUGGACAUACGUUAUCGCUCAUUGCUCUCACGGCUGCUAUGAUCAUUUUAUGUCUCUUUAGAAAGCUACACUGUACUCGAAAUUAUAUUCAUAUGCACCUCUUCAUGUCCUUCAUAAUGAGAGCCAUCGCAGUCUUUGUAAAAGAUGUCAUCCUAUUCGAAAGUGGAGAAUCUGAACACUGCUUUGUGAGUUCAGUAGGCUGCAAAGCCAUGAUGGUUUUCUUCCAGUACUGUGUCAUGGCUAACUUCUUCUGGCUCCUGGUGGAGGGGUUGUACCUUCACACCCUGUUGGUCAUCUCCUUCUUUUCAGAGAGGAAGUACUUUUGGUGGUACAUCUUGAUUGGCUGGGGUGCCCCCUCCGUGUUCAUCACUGCUUGGACUAUUGUCAGGAUUUACUUUUUCGAUGUUGGGUGCUGGGAGGAAGUAGUGGAAUCCCCAUUCUGGUGGAUCAUUAAAACUCCUAUUUUGGUGUCUAUUUUGGUGAACUUCAUUCUCUUCAUUUGCAUCAUCCGUAUCUUAGUCCAGAAGUUGCAUUCCCCAGAUGUUGGACACAAUGAAACCAGCCAAUAUUCGAGGCUGGCCAAGUCCACGUUGCUGCUGAUCCCUCUCUUUGGCAUUCACUACAUCAUGUUUGCGUUCUUUCCUGACAAUUUCAAAGCAGAAGUUAAGCUGGUCUUUGAGCUCGUGGUUGGGUCAUUCCAGGGAUUUGUGGUGGCUGUUCUGUACUGUUUUCUCAAUGGGGAGGUCCAAGCUGAGCUCAAGCGAAAGUGGCGGAGGUGGCAUCUGGAGCGGUUCCUGGGCUCGGACAUGAAGUAUCACCACCCUUCCUUAGGCAGCAACGGCACCAACUUCAGCACCCAGAUCUCCAUGCUGACCAAGUGCUCGCCAAAGACACGCCGGUGCUCUGGCUUCCAGGCCGAAUUCUCCCUGGUGUGAUGGGGAGAGGCUCUCCGAGCACUGAGAAUCCAAGAGAGACAGAAGGAUCCCCAGGAAUCAGUGAUAUGUGACAAACCCUUGCGAAAUGGCAUGCUACGCAUGAGCCAACAGAGGACACGAAAAUGGAAAAGCCACUGGCAUCCAGAACAAGAUCAGACAGGCCAAGAGGCAGAGAAAUACUUUUCCUCUCCCUCUUUACAGACCUUUCACUCUGAAGUUUCAAGUCCUCAGGGAUUGAUAACUAUGAGUAAAGGUCCCAGUCACUAGAGCCUGGGAGAUCCUGAUGUGUCAUAAAUAAUGAAGUAUGGGGGGUAAGGGAGGGGAGAGCCUGAGUCCUUGGUGGCUUUACCAGACCCGGCAUCUCUGAAACGGAAAACCUGCACUUUUUAAAAAAUGAGCCAGUAAAGGAGAGAGGGAGGCAAGAAGCAGAAAAAAAAAAUAUGCCAAACAGAUGAAUGUGCCAAAAGUCCUGUUGAUAAGAGGUGAUGAUAAGGCACCGAAGACAGAGUCGGGGGCACGAGAAGGGACAAAAGGAACUUGAGCAGGAAGGGGAGAGGCCAGCACAUGGUCCCUGCCUCUGCAUUUUACACAUGUGAAGAUGAAGCUGCAGCACCAGGAAAGCCCCUCGGAGGAUGCCCCCAGUGCUGCAGGGUGUUCUGCUAAUUGCCCACCAUCCUUGUUAGCACAAGAUUUCCAAGCACCCUUGGGUGCCCUCUGGAAAAGCAGGUCGCUGAGAAGGAACAGAGUGAAUGCCCUUCUCUGCGCCAUGUUCAUGACAUCGUGUUUUGUUUGGUUGCUUUCAAUGAACAGGAAACUCGAUUUGCAUGUAUAAAAACCGGGUGCAGAUGCC
Molecule: messenger RNA, 2037 nt
Organism: Eurypyga helias (sunbittern)
Lineage: Eukaryota; Metazoa; Chordata; Aves; Eurypygiformes; Eurypygidae
Gene: VIPR1
Product: vasoactive intestinal peptide receptor 1
Exons: 11
Biological process (GO): cell surface receptor signaling pathway; adenylate cyclase-modulating G protein-coupled receptor signaling pathway
Cellular component (GO): plasma membrane
Molecular function (GO): G protein-coupled peptide receptor activity; vasoactive intestinal polypeptide receptor activity; peptide hormone binding
Source: RefSeq, a predicted model, not a curated record